AUGGCGGCAGUUCCAGCUGCACCACUUGCUGUGAACGGAGCAGUGAAAACGGCAGUAACAUCACAGGCAUAUAUGGAGAGCAACCGAGUGAAAGAAACGAAGAAUUUGAUUUCAGAGCUAUGCCGUCAAUUCUACAACCUCGGAUGGGUUUCUGGUACAGGUGGUAGCAUCACCAUCAAGGUCCACGAUGACUCCAUCCCUAAACCCCAACAGCUCAUCAUCAUGUCCCCUUCUGGUGUGCAAAAGGAAAGAAUGGUGCCAGACGAUAUGUAUCUGCUAUCGCCAACUGGGUCUGUAUUGUCUUCUCCUCUGCCGAAGCCAUACCCGCAUAAGCCUCCCAAGUGUUCUGAUUGUGCUCCUCUGUUUAUGAAGGCAUAUGAUAUGCGUAAUGCUGGUGCUGUUAUUCACAGUCAUGGGAUGGAAUCCUGUCUUGUAACAAUGCUCAAUCCAUUGUCAAAAGAGUUUCGGAUCACUCACAUGGAAAUGAUCAAAGGAAUUCAAGGACAUGGUUAUUAUGACGAGCUUGUGGUCCCCAUAAUAGAGAACACUGCUCAUGAGCGGGAACUUACAGCAUCUCUUACUGAAGCCAUUGAAGCCUACCCAAAAACAACAGCUGUGCUGGUACGGAACCAUGGGAUAUACGUAUGGGGGGAUUCUUGGAUCAGUGCUAAAACUCAGGCUGAAUGUUAUCACUAUCUCUUUGAUGCUGCCAUCAAACUUCACCAAUUGGGCCUGGACUGGUCUACUCCUAGUCAUGGUCCCACUCAUAGUUUCAGAGAAGGUGAUCGAAAUAUUAGCCUCUCUGCAAAGGCAAAACUUAUUUCGAAUAAUGAUAUUGAGCCAUCACGGCAUUGCAUUGUUCUGGAUAUCGAGGGGACCACAACACCUAUAUCUUUUGUAGCUGAUGUUCUCUUUCCAUAUGCUCGUGAUAAUGUGGGGAGACAUUUAGAUGCAACAUAUGACACUGCAGAAACUCAAGAAGAUAUUAAGCUGUUGAGCUCUCAAGUACGGGAUGACUUAGAACAAGGAAUUGUUGGUGCUGUGCCCAUCCCAUCUGAUGAUGCAGGAAAAGGUGAGGUGAUUUCAGCUCUGGUUGCUAAUGUGGAAGCAAUGAUAAAAGCUGACAGGAAAAUUACUGCUCUGAAACAAUUGCAAGGUCAUAUAUGGCGGACUGGAUUUCAGAAUAACGAAUUAGAGGGUGUGGUUUUUGAUGAUGUACCUCAAGCUCUUGAGAAGUGGCAUGCUUUGGGCAUUAAG
This is a messenger RNA of Ilex paraguariensis (yerba mate), 1257 nucleotides long. The record is from the annotation of a GenBank genome assembly. Lineage: Eukaryota; Viridiplantae; Streptophyta; Magnoliopsida; Aquifoliales; Aquifoliaceae.